ACCAAUUAAUAUGGGAAGCAAAAACCAUGAUCAUCAGCUUCAUGUAGUCUUCUUCCCUUUUAUGGCGCAAGGCCAUGUCAUACCCACCAUUCACAUGGCCAAACUUUUUGCUUCCAAAGGCACCAAAGUGACCAUUCUCUCUACUUCUCACUUCAUACCUUUCAUAUCCAAAUCAAUCGAAAACAACACUUCCCAAAUCGACAUAAUCAACAUCAAAUUUCCAGCUGCUGAGGUUGGAUUGCCAGAAAAUGUCAAUAGCCUUCACACAAUAGAUCCCGAAAUGGUACAAAAGUUCUUCCAAGGUUGUGGAAAACUCGCCCCUCAACUCGACCAAAUAUUGGAAAAACAUCGUCCGAAUUGUCUAGUGGCUGAUAUGUUCUUCCCUUGGGCUAAUGAUGUUGCUACCAAGUUUGGAAUUCCUAUGCUCCUCUUCCACGGAACUUGUUAUUUUGCUUUGUGCGCUCUUGCAAGUGUGUUUUUGCAUGAGCCUCAUAAGAAAAUAUCAUCUGAUUCGGAACACUUCUUUAUUCCUGAUUUCCCAGACAAGAUUGAGUUAACAGCGAGUCAAAUUCCUGACCCUCUAAAUUACGAUGAUGAGAGUGAAAUUACAAAGCUGUUUGUCACUGCAAGAAAGGGCCGGCCCUGGGUGGAGAGUAGGUGCUAUGGGGUUAUAGUCAACAGCUUUUACGAGCUCGAACCAUGUUAUGCAGAGCAUUACAGAAAUGUUGUCGGAAGGAAAGCUUGGCAAAUUGGCCCACUUUUCUUAACCGAACGUAAAACAUCUAAUUAUGAUAAUCAGCACGAGUGCUUGAAAUGGCUCGACUCAAAGAAUCCCAACUCAGUUAUUUAUGUGAGUUUUGGAAGCAUGGCAAGUUUCAACGAUGAACAACUCAUGGAGAUUGCAACAGGGCUUGAGGCUUCCGGGCAACAAUUCAUUUGGGUGGUGAAGAAAGAAAAGAAAGAAGGGAUUAAAGAUGAGUGGCUUCCGGAAGGAUUUGAAGAAAGAAUGAAAGAAACAGGAUUGAUAAUAAGAGGAUGGGCACCACAAGUUUCGAUUCUCGAACACGAAGCAGUUGGAGGAUUCGUGACGCAUUGUGGUUGGAACUCAACGCUGGAAAGCAUCUGUGUCGGGGUGCCAAUGGUUACUUGGCCAGUUGCCGCCGAACAAUUUUAUAAUGAGAAAUUGGUAUGUCAAAUACUGAGGAUUGGAGUGGAAGUUGGAGCUAAGAAAUGGAAGAGACAGGUGGGUGAUUUUGUGAAGAGGGAAGCUAUUACAAAGGCAGUGAGUAAAAUUAUGGAAGGAGAAGAUGCAGAGGAAAUGAGAAGAAGAGUGAAGAGUCUUGCUGAAAUGGGGAGGAAUGCUAUCAAAGAAGGAGGAUCAUCUAUGUUAGAUUUGAAUGCCUUGUUUCAUGAUUUGAGGUCUGCUCGUAUUGCCCCCGAUUCAACUCAUCAUCAGCAGAAUUUACUAUAAGAAUAUUGUUCGAUUUGGAAAGUUCUUAACACUUUGCAUGUUCAUUGUUAUAGUUGUACGUUGAAUUUCUUCCAUGGAAAUUUCCUCUUUAGGUGGAUUUUUGUUAUUAUAAAUGAAAAAGUGUUUAAAUGUA
Molecule: messenger RNA, 1604 nt
Organism: Cannabis sativa
Lineage: Eukaryota; Viridiplantae; Streptophyta; Magnoliopsida; Rosales; Cannabaceae
Product: UDP-glucose flavonoid 3-O-glucosyltransferase 7
Exons: 2
Coding region: 11-1471 (486 amino acids)
Molecular function (GO): UDP-glycosyltransferase activity
Source: RefSeq, a predicted model, not a curated record